GCCUCACUUCCCCCCUUCCCCCACCGCCGCCACCACCUCCCUCCUCCUCAAGACCCCACCGCUGAGGCCCUGCUUUCUUGGCCGACUGACAACUGCGUUUUGCACCCCGCGUCGGCAGAGGAGGCUCCGUUCCACCCGGCCAGUGAUGGAGCGCGCGGCGGCGUUCCUGGAGCUGGUGGCGAAGCAGGUGGACCCGGGCGCGCCGGGGUUCUGGCGGGACUUCCUGGUGGGCAUGCUCAAGCCGGUGGCGGCCACGGCCGUGGUGGCCCUGGCCGUCGCGCUCAGCUUCUCGCAGCGCCUGGGGCUCGAGGGCGAGAUGCUCUACGCCAUCGCGCGCGCCUUCCUCCAGCUCUCCAUCAUCGGCUUCGUCCUCCAGUUCAUCUUCACCCAGAAGAACGCGCUCUGGAUCCUCCUCGCCUACCUCUUCAUGGUGACGGUUGCGGGCUACACGGCGGGCCAACGCGCGAAGCAGGUCCCCCGCGGGAAGUACAUCGCCUGCGUCUCCAUCCUGGUCGGCACCGCCAUCACCAUGUUCCUGCUCGUCGUGCUCAACGUCUUCCCCUUCACGCCCCGCUACAUCAUACCCGUCGCCGGCAUGAUGGUCGGCAACGCCAUGACCGUCACCGGCGUCACCAUGAAGAAGCUCAGGGAGGACGUCAAGAUCCAGAGGAACCUGGUGGAGACUGCACUUGCUCUGGGUGCGACGCCGCGUCAGGCGACACUGCAGCAGGUGAAGAGGUCGCUGGUGAUCGCGCUGUCCCCGGUGAUCGACAACGCCAAGACGGUGGGGCUGAUCGCGCUGCCGGGCGCCAUGACGGGGCUCAUCAUGGGCGGCGCGUCGCCGCUGGAGGCCAUCCAGCUGCAGAUCGUGGUGAUGAACAUGCUCAUGGGUGCCUCCACUGUCAGCAGCAUCCUCUCCACCUACCUCUGCUGGCCGGCCUUCUUCACCAAGGCCUUCCAGCUCGAAGACAAGGUCUUUGCCGACUAGAACAGAGUACUAGGGAAUGAGGUCUCUUUCUUUCUGAGAAAGGAGAAGAAAAGGAGCGGUUUAAGGCCACUCAAAUGCCUGCAUUUUCGUGUGAAAGAAAAACUGCAACUUUCAUUGUCAGUUUUGCUGGUGAAUUACUGAGCUGUAACUGCAGUUUAGAGAUUGUCAGCGCCUGUGCGUGGCUGUGUUUCUAGAAUUUGUAAAUCACUGCUUCUGCUUCCUUUUCCUAACAAGAAGUCCAAGAGGAAAUGUCACGCUGUUAAAUUU
Molecule: messenger RNA, 1255 nt
Organism: Setaria italica (foxtail millet)
Lineage: Eukaryota; Viridiplantae; Streptophyta; Magnoliopsida; Poales; Poaceae
Product: UPF0014 membrane protein STAR2
Exons: 3
Coding region: 146-988 (280 amino acids)
Biological process (GO): response to aluminum ion
Source: RefSeq, a predicted model, not a curated record